CGGCACUUUUGGCAACUUUGCCGAAGCUGAAAUAGGCGGGCAGCAAAGGCACUGCUCGGCCGCAUGUCGCGCGGCCGCCCGACAAGACGCCGUGCCAGCGUGAAGUGGCCUGGUCGGCGGCGACCCUCGCCUCGCCCGUGGAGAAAAACAAAACGAACUGAUGGGGACGAGCGUAAUCGAUUCGAGCGACGAAAAGUUUAUGAGAUGCUGUUUAACUUUAAUUUUGCAAACCCAGCUAAUACACAUUACGAGUACUCUACAUAGAAAUCGCAAGACGAUCAAGAAUAGUUAGAAAGGUGAGUGAAAAGAUAUCAAAUUCUGCUAUGAGUUUCGAGCACGCACCUACACUAGAAAAGGGCAUUAAGAACGAAAACUUCUAAUGGAACAGAUGAAUGUCGGCCGGUCGAACUCGAACGUGCUGGUCGGAUUUGGGUCCGUAGCCAUUUUGGCUCAGGGAAGCGAGGACGGAAGCCCCGCCUUUCGAACACUCGAUUUCAUUAUCAGGCAAAUAGUAUCCUCUUCCGCGCUCAAGAUCUUCUUUGCCUGAUUCACGUAGGGGAGGAGACAUCGUCAGCUGAAGUAAGCAGAGCAUAGAACAGAAUCUCUGUGCUUUCUACCGUAUGUAGUGAGGUCACGAACGUAUUAUCCUAGCUCUUUUUUUGACAGGUCUCAUCCAAAACGACCGGCAGAGCAACGCGUUGGCGUUCUAUGAAUUCGCGGCCGAGACCCAGAGCGUUUCUUCCACGCGUGCGCUUAUAAAUAUGUAGUGAGGUCACAGGCCUGCUAGUCUUGCGGCUUUUUUGCCCCGUCCCACGCAAAAUGGCCGGCAGCUUUCAAGCGGCCGGGAGUGCUUAUACACAUACAUUUAUGAGUUUUCGUACAUGCCUUCGGUUUCUAGAACAUGGGCAAACGGGUUUUUACUUGUAUAGCGACGCUGUAGUAAUAAAAUAAUUUACAGACCACUUUUGUAAGACGACCUAAUACAUAAACAGGUUUAGGGUUCCGGCUUGUGUUCAGGCCCGAGAGGCGACCACACUGCUCUUUCCUAGUCGUGUGCCAGGUUGCGAACAGAUGUAAACCCGCUCCUGUCUAUCGAGGGACUGAGUAAGAGGCAACGCCAAUCGCCACCUAAUUCCCGUCCCGUCCCGGCAAAGUCUCUCGGUCUUGAUCGAAGUAAUGAUGACUCUUUUCGGUUGGUUGCUCAUCUCCGCGGGUCCAAGCUUCGGUGUUCCUAGAAUAUGGACAGACGCACUUGUGCAUGUUUUUCGGUUCUGCUCGAGACCGGAUAUUCUUGGUCCUGGUUUUUUGUGCCGUCCGUUCACUUCCUUCGGUGCGGUAUCGUGAAUCUCGUCAUUCGUUCAAGCCACAAGAAGUAGCGCACCACAGAAAUCUAUUAAUUUCUCAUGCUACUGCUCGUACACAAUCUGAAUCUCGUUCUUGGAUUGCAAAUGAAACGUCACCAGCAUGCUGGAGCACUAGAAAUUUUCCUUCAUGCGAAGCACCUUAGGAAACUUACCUUCUGCUUCUCAACGUCAACGGGCAGCGACGCUUAUGCACCUUCCCCACCCGAUAAUUUUAUUUUGUUUUAUGUUUGAGCAGUAGGUGGUUACCGGAAGUUACUCAGGCUUUCUCCUGACGCAUUGUAGCAAUACCGUAACAAAAGUAGUGGUAUAUAUUAUUUUAGGGGCGUAUAUCAAGUGCUACUACAUUGGGUUUAUUGGAACUAUUAUUGAGGAGUUUUCGCUGCACGCAUAGAACCCUGUCCUCGAACGUGAACUCUUUUUCUGGUUUUGGGUGCUUGGUGUCGACGUCGAGUUUUUUUUUUCGCCGCUUUUUCUUUGACCCCCGAGAACUGCAGUCCUAUUACAGCACUUCCUUUUUCGCAGGUGUCGACGAAAAAAGAGCAGGUAGGUAUAAUUUGGAGCUAACAGGAGGCACUUCAGGCGGAGGCACAGAAUUUUGCUGCAUUCGCUAUAGUUCCAUAGCAGUAAACGUAAAUCCUCUAGGCUUUUCGUUGAAUAGAUUCGGGGAGUUCUUUUCCUCUGACCGUCGACGUUUGCGUGCUUUCGGGACAAAAACGCGUAUGGUCGGAUCUUCCCCCCGAGUUUUUUCCCUCUAACAGUAAGCUGCAAGAGGUAUUUUUGAUUUUUUGAACCCUAUAGAGAUAGUGCUCCUUGUCACUUCUUUUUCAACUUAGUUACGUCCGCCGCUGGAAAGCGAAACUCGUUAUCUGAGUUUCCAUAAUCCAGUACAUACAUAAGGUUGAGUCGGGAAAUAAUAAUACAACUUAAAGAGUAACAAGUCCGUGAAGCUCAUUUGGAUUUUGCGUUGCAGGCUAUGUCUUCUCGAGGGAAAAAGAAUCGCUGCCGCAACGAAGCGGAAUUGAUCGAAAACGCAAUCGCCGUGGAGGCGCGGAAAAAAUACAUCACAACGCUGGUUCAGGAGCGCGCUUCUCUCGAUUCCAGACUGGCCGAACGAGAACAGGAAAUCGCCGAGGUAAAAAGCUGAACGUCACUAGAAUCUGUUUUGUCACAUUAGUCGAUGUGCUGCAUGUGCUUCUUUAUUUGUCGUGGGUACUAAGGCAUUCGCAGCGACGUAGUGCGUAGGGUAUAGCUCGUACCACGAGAGCUGGUACCGAGAUUAGUAUACAGUUUGCGUGAACUAAAAAAAAGUGACUGAGUGCAGUUGAUGACUGACACGCUAUUAAUAUGUAGUGAGGUCACCGAACGGUUCCAACCUGGCAGUUUGCUUGACACUAACCGCCGAAAGCGACCGGCAGUUUUCAAGCCUACAGAGAGUUUUUUUGCAUGAAAAAGAUCACAGCGCGCCAGCCUGUUUGGGUUUGUUAUCAACGCAUCGCCUGCGGAUUCUGUCGCUCGCCGGUGGAUAAAAUGACGCAGGGGAGCCGGCAAAAGGGGCGACCUUCUGAGGCGCCCGCCGCUUGGGAUUCCGGCGAUUUGGGGCGCCCGAAAAAAGCGCGCCCAAAGCCAGAACAGCGAAGCCGCGCGGUAUGGUCGCGACUUCGGAGCAUUUUGGGCGGCCGCGAAAGCGGCCGCCUUUGCGGCUGUUUGUGAUCGGGGGAAGCUUUGCAAAAAGCGCAGACGCGAAAAAGAAAAACGCAAAAAAGAAAAAGCGCGCCAGGUGCGCGAAGCCAAUCCGCAUGCUAAAGGUCCGACUUUUCUUCGUUUUUGGGCGCCCCCCGCGGCGCCAGGAUCGGCCCAAUAGCGCCGGGGCUGGCGUUCGGCCAAGAAUUUUGGAAAUUUGCCAAAAGCCCGCCACUUUUUCCAACUGGCCGCCAUGCCGUGAGGCAUAACGUUACCCACGGCGGCACGGCGGGCCCAGAAAAAGCAAAGUCGUGGCCAGAGCAGCGGUCGGCAAGAAAACACCACCGACCUCACUACCUCCGCCCCGGCGGCUAUAUUUCGUGACUGGAUCUCCGGAGCAUAGAGUCUGUGACUAAUUGACUUGCGACGUCAAAGCUAUCUGAUGAAGCUGAUCAAUCUGGGAUGAAUUUUUGAUGUCAAAACCAGGCGAUUAUUAAUUUAUGAUUGAUACUAGCCACGUAUGCUUCAUCGCCUGCGGAAGUGUGAAACAAAAUUCAAUUACUCCGCUAGAUCGAAAAACAAAAAAAAGAGCCAGAACAGGAGUUCAAAAAUAAAAAACGAAAAGCCAGGGUCUGAAGCAGCUCCGUCCCGUUUGCGGUUGCGGUUGUGCGCAGAUCUUGAUUGCCAUUGCGGUUGCAAGCAGUUUUUGCGGUUGUAAAGCGGAUACGCGGCUGUGCUAACAGCCGUGGGCAGUUGUUGUGGCUGGAGUGGUUUUUGCGUCACUUUUCUGCAUGAGCAUGCCGUGGCUUUCAACAUGCUUCGUGCCAAAUUGUGGGUAGGUGUAGGUCUCCACGGCAAGAAGAGUCCCGCGCUUUUCCACUCGAUGCAGGCACUGAGUGUCGAGACCGUUUUGCUUAGGCCCGUUUGCUUCCCGCCAGCUCUUCAAGACUUUGAAAGCCUGGGGCGUCGUUCUUCCUUCCAGCGCCGAGCACGCUUUUUUCAGCCAGCUUCUUUUGACGACCCUGCCUGCUAUUUUUGUUGCGUGUUGAAUUCAAAAGGUCUCAAAGUUCUGCUGUUGGCCCUCACCUUUAAGCUUUGCCUUUCCGCAGCUUCCACUUUUUGACUUUAGCCUUUACUUUUUACUUUUAGUUUUUACCCGUAGCUUUUUCUUUUUUUAGUUUUUACUUUUAGACUUUUUUCUUUUAGUUUUUUCUUUUAGGUUUUGCGUUUGGUUUUUUGUUUGUUUGUUUGUUCAUGUUGGAUACACGGAAUCCGGGUGAAGAAUAAUUCUUCUCUCGUGUUGUUCUAGCGCUACUUGAAGAAAAAGCCAGUCUGACAUAACCACUUUGGGCUUGCACUUGAGAAAAAGCUUAGACGUAGGAGCUGAAAAGUUAAAAAGUUUUUGGCGAAAGGUGAGAAUCUACAACGAGCUGAAGCCUUUUGAAAAGUUAAAAGCUUUGCCGGAGUUGAAAAGGUUGCUGAGAGUCUAUAAAAGUUUUCCUUGCCCUGUCGUAAAAAGAAAGCAAACGCUUUUGCAGCUUCCGAAACAGAGUAAGUUAAAAACUCGCCUGUGGGAAGAGCUGUUUUUGUGAAAAGAGAGCCGCUUUGUCAGGUCUUGUUGUUGUCGAAACUUACCUGAAAGCCCAAAAGUUACUUCGCAGAGAGAAAGUUUUGCUUUUUUUGUUUUUACUUUUUUUUUGAAGGUUUGCUACUGCCCACCUGGCUGUGGGUUACUUGUGCUGCAGAUCCUCGGCAGGUCUGUCUUACGCCGAAACUCUAGUUUUUUCCAUUGUUGCUUUAAAAGCAACAAGAAAAAAACUGCUCCUUUCCACAAAAGCAAGCUGAAAGGAGCAGUUUUUUUCUUGUGAAGUUGAAGGCGUUGUUUUGAAAAAGCACGAAAAACGACCUAGAAGUGCGCGACCAGUAAUUUUUAUUUUUGUCGAGGGGCUCGAAGUAGCACUAUUUAUGCUGCGUCGCGACCUGUGCGCGCCACCAGGAUAACCUCACUCACCCCGUGGCCCUACAGUGUACGCGGAGGAUAGUUGCAACCAACCUUGCUCGCCAGUCCAUCUUCGGUCUGCGUCGCCAUCAUAUCAUAGAUAUCACCACAGCCGCCGGCCCAUCCCGGGUUGUCAGCCCUUGAUGACUAUGAGGCCGGGCGGCGUGGAUCACUUCCGCGUCGGUGGAUAAAAAAGAUAGAUACUUAGCGCGCGUUCUCAGGUGUGUGGUUACUCGCCCGCGGGCCGGGUGCCUGGCUGCGUGCUCGUUCGCCGCGCCUGGGGGUAUUUUGUUCGUCCUCCCCUGUCGGUACUUCCACCUGAUAUCACUGCACUCCGGGCCCUAGUCGGAUUGUCAGUCCGACUAGACUAUGGCGGCCAGGCGCAGGUCACUGGCGGUGGUGCUUCUGUUCGGAAAGGUGGCCGCUUUUGUGCGCCCCCUGUGGCGCGCGGACUUUCUGCGUCGGGUUGCUACGCAGCGUAGUAGCUGCCGGGGUCGCUCGCCCACCAUAGGUGGCGGACGGCGGGGAAGGAUCCGACCAACGGCGCCAGUAGUGUGCUGGCUCCUAGUAGCGCGCUGGCCGUCUGGUUGGGCUUGGCUUUACAGUCGUCGGGCGUCUCGACCCCCCACCACUUUAAAAACGCGCGCAGUCGUUUUUUUACUUUUGCUUUUUGUUUUUGUUUUUUGGCUUUUGCUUUCAGUUUGAAGUUGAAGCUGUGGAGUAAUUGUUUGGCCAUCACGACUUUAGUCGUAGCAAGGGAUAGAUUUGAAUCUGGGCUGAAGUUUUUGAAUUCUUUCUUCGAACUCUGCGAACUUUGUGAACUCUUAAGCCUUCGUGAUAUGAUUUCGUAGAUAUGCCUAUCAAUCCUCGUCAAAAUGAAUCGCAUAUAAUCGACAGGCCUUCGCGAAGCAAAUGCAGCAGGAGCGGGAGGAGCUCGAGCUGGCGAAGCAAGCUGCUCUGCAAGAAUGCCAGCGCACGUUCCAUGAGCGGGUACAUUGGUUACACACAGUUGCAUUCAAUUGAUGAACUCCAUUUCCACAUCAAGUAUUCUGAUUUCAGUGUCACGAUUAUGGUUGCGUUUUCGAUUUUGUUAGCUUUAUUUGGUCGCAAUUGAAUCCGUACAUAUUUAUGCCUGCUAUACAAUCAUCAGGAACUGGAGUUAUUGCACCAGCUGAAUGAAGAGCGCUUCCUACGAGGUUGGAAUCGUCAGCCCCCUUCGCCAAAUCAUUUCUGCUUCUUGGCAGUAGAUGCUCAAACGUUUUCGCAUCCUGCAAAUAGAAUUUACCAUAUUGUAAAUGUUUCGAGAGCCCGAGCCUGGCACAAAAAAAAGAAAGCUUUGCCAUGCUCAGACCUCUACUCCGGGGAAGCUGAAGCUCAUUGAUUCACUUGCGUCCUCCCAAUGUGCUUCCUUUGUGUUUGCAGGAAUUCGUGUCGCUACUUUCACUGUGAUUCGAGAAUUCUUUAUAUCUGGAAGUAGUACGCUGUAAAAAAAUAGAGCGUCCUCCCCUGAACAGUUGCGAGGCCUCUUCUAUAGCGACGGUACGAUCAUCAGUAUUGUUCAUGUCGUUCUUGGCAUAUUGUAACAAAGCAAGAAGAUUAUAUUUUGGGAAGAGGCUCUUGCCCGCGAUAUUACAAGACCGAGAGCACACGCGUCCAGCUCGAAGAAGAAACUGAGAAGGAGAAAAAGAAGACCCUCGAGAAGGUGGACCAGCUGAAGGAGCUGGAGCUGAAAAGACUGAAGAAGCGCGAGCGGCAGCUUAUCAGCCAGAAAAGGGUUUGUUAGCGUAUCACGUCAUGCAAGAAAAACAGAAAUUGAAAAAAUCACAAGCUUAUAUGCAACAUGGAUGAGGUUACCAAAAGUGCUUUUUUGCCUACCCCCAGGGGUUAGCAUGUGCCGCUGGAGGCGGGCGUCCACUCGAUGAUGAUGAUGAUGAUGAUGAUACUCCAAGUCCAAGGAAGUAGCAAGGCAGGGGUCGGUAAGAGAUAUUCCAAGGCUUUGAAUACGCCCCUAGAUUCAAAUGGAACAAAUAGAAAGUAUUGCGCGGGCGACCUCCUAGUGUUCGACUGUUAGCAACCCCUACGCCAGCGUCGCCUGUAGGUUUGCACAGCUCAGAAAUUCCAAUAGACGCUGCGCUAGAUUCACAAACCAAGGAGGCAAGUGCCAAAGGCCUGGCGUGGACGGGAGCGCUCAACAGUGGGGCAGCGCGCCUUUCUCUUUAGGCGGAGAGCGGCAGAGAAAGCGGGGCGCGUUUCCCUUUCUGCUAUGCGUGCGGCAUUUUUCCGGGCGGGGAAAGUUUUUUAUGUGCGCCGCGCGCGCGGGCCGGCGCCCUUCCGUCCGGGGCGUGCGGGGCUCUCGCCACACUUGGGGCGCGCACCCAGCGGGUGCGCGAAAUUCGCCGGACGGUGUCUAUGACAGGGGCCAAAAACGAAAUCUGGGCUGUGGGCAGCCUGGCCAGAACGCUCCGCCGUUCUCUGCCGGAGUUGGGCCGCACAUUCUAGGCGCGGGCGGGGCCUGCGAAAAAUCUACGCGAUUGCGUCGGGCAGCAUGGGCAGCACCCCCGUGACUUUUUUCGUUGCUGACGAGAGCAGGCCCAGUCUAGCCUCUGGAAGCGAUCUGCCACUGGGGUGGCGCCACGACAAUCGCGCGCCCGGCGAGAGUGCCUCGCUUUUUCUUGUUUGGCUCCUUUAAGUUCAAGGCCGCGGCCCUCCUGCCUGUGUUUUGCUGCGGUUUUUGCACUCUUUUCUAGUGGAGGGACUUCUUCCGGCGUCGAAACCUUUGCCAAACAUCUCAAGCCCCGCACUUACCCACUGCUGCCCAGAUAAGUGCAGUGGCUCGACGGCUCUUUUACUUCAGUCGAUUGGGUCUCUCCCUCACAUAGUAAAAGACGCAUUAGCUUGGCCUUGUCCUUGAGGAAGCCAUUACAUCGGGGCCGGCUGUUGCACACUCAUCGGGGCCGACAGUUGCAGAGUAUUCCUGUGGGGGCCGGCACAUUUCGGAGCCUAGUAGGCCUCCUAAGGAUCCGAUCCCCAUCAAACUCUUGGGCUUUGCUGGGCCUAGUCCCACACUCGAAGAAGUCGAAACUCAGACCCAGGUUCGACGUCGAAAGAGAAGCCCGCACCAAUGAACGUCGGAACUCAACUCCAAACCCCACGGCAAAGGUGCGACCCAAGCUAGAACUGAAACGCAAUCCCAAGUGUCAAACAGAUUCCAAGCUGAGACUGGACCUGAAAGCUGAAAAGAAAACGGAAAUGGGUAGUUUUGUAAUGACAUAGCACUCACUCACACUCUCAGAGGGUGCCAGUAUGCAUAUGCAAGGAUGUGACUCUGCAGUGCGUCGCAUACUCAUUGAUAUGUUGUAGCUAUGCAAACUCUUUUCCGUGUGAUGCAGCUGGACGAAUACAAGAAGACGGAGGAGAAACGUUUCCGGCGAAAGCUCGAGGUGGAGAAAGAGAACCUAAAAAAGGAGCUGAGCGCGAAGCUCUUCGUUGAGAAGAAGAAGUACGUCACUCAGCUGGAAAAGAAGGAAAAGCAGCUGGAAAAGAAGAAGGAGGCAGAGCUGGCGGAGGCCCGCGAAACCAUGGUGAAUCAGCUCACCACCGUGAAGAAGAGCUUGGAAAAGGAGAAGCACAGCUACCAGGAACAGUUGAAAGCGAAGUUGGAGGACGAACAAAGAUUCGAGCUGGAAAAAAUCAAGCGCGCGUCGGAAGUGCCGGCGGAGCCUGAUUGGGUGAUCGUCUCGUGUCCCCACAAUCUGCUCACCGUUGUGGAACACUAGGCGAACACGUCGGCGCCACAAUAAUUCUGUUGCUCAAAUGCUCCGACUUGAAACCUCCAUGAUCUUGAUCGAAACACAGCCAAUCCGUUUUGCUCCAGGACUGCACUCAAAGUCAGGCCCUGCUUCCUAAGUGCUGCUAUAAAAUUCGGCAUAUAUUCACUUGUGCACUUUUUUUCUAGGGGCGCCCAUUUUGAUUUAGAGUUAUAUAUAGCGUUCUCAUUUGCAAAAAUGUUGUCUGAUGCUAUCACGUCCUUAUUCACAACUUUCCACUGAGUCGCUCCGUUCUCGUCUCUGAUUGCAGGUAUAUACACAUUUAAGCUUUUUUACCAUUUAUUUUUAUUGAGUAGGUAUUACUAAUUCUAAUUCAACAUCCAUGUAUCCUUUUAUUUCAUCUCAGACUCAGUCCACGCCAAAGCGCUGCCUCAGAAGUAGUGCCUGGCGCAGCAGGAGCGGAACGCGGCGCACCGAAUGCGUAUUUCCUCUGCAAAAGGCGACACGCGGGGGAAGAAGGCUUUUGCUAGUGUAUUUCACAAGUAUCAAAAUUCCAUUUACGAUCACGUAGAAAAAUUCCAUUUACGCAUUCGUUGUGCAUACGGGUAAGGACGCAAAUCUAUCCUACAUGCUCCCCAAAAACGUAGCACCCAGUAUCUAUCCGCGAGAUGUGAAUUUUUUGACAAAAAAGACAAAGGACGCGACGUGUUGUUGUUGGGGAUUCUUUUGACUAUCACAUUCACACAACAGAAGCAGAUCAACAAAUACUCGUAAGAGCGUGUCCGUACAGUUGCCUUCACGUAGUUGCAAACAUCAGCCAGACGUUCGCUGAAAAGUAAUUUCUUGUUUCUCCCACGGUUACUCCAUGUCCAUUCCGAGGAACGUAAAGCAGCCAAGCAAGCUAUGGCGCAACUAGGAAGUAGACAACCGGAGAAAGAAGCACUACACUUAAUACAUCAAUUGGGCCCGGUGGCGACUACUUAACAACAAGUACAUCAGGGCGAUGCUCUCAAUCCAGUGUCACGACAACGGAUGUGAACCGGGCCUGCUUCGCCCAGCAGGAUUUUUUCACGUCUCUAAAACUUCUUUUGAUUCACUGCUAGCCUCGCACUGAUUUACUUGUAAUUUCUUAUCGGCAACUUGAACUAUAUUUAGGUCUAUAGGAAGUCGCUUAGUGCUCCCGAUUGUGAUAAGCUGAUGAGUUGUUCAUGAUCACAUAAAUCUUCGGCGGCCCCAAAAUCCUCUACCUGACAAAGGGGAGGCGGAGCUUCAGUUCUUUCGUGCGGACUCGGGAUGAUAUUUUUCCCCCCUCAACGCUUUCCCAUCUGCUCUGAAAGCUGCGGAGGCUACUAAAAACCGUUCUACCUGAAAGAUGUUGCACAGCACUCCUCUGUUAUGAACACGACGAUGAAGAUAGAAGUCGCCUUGGUGAAUGAAUAGAGUGGCUCCCUUCAUCAUACGUCAAAACGAACUACAUUGCGUGUUCUGAAAAGCGAUGCCCUAAGUUCUUGUCUCGUCUUAUAUGCCAUUGAUAAAUGGUUGGAAAUUAUAUAUUAUAUAUAAAGAAAGAAAACGGUGUUGUUCCUGUUGCUGUACGUGUUUUUGCGCGAAGGCUGCCGAACAACACUUUUCUUCCAACACAGCGUUUUUCUUAUACGAAAAUUCAUUGCGUGGGUUGCGAGUGUAGACUUUAUGCAUGCUUGAAGGAUCUGCGACGUAUAUGAUUUUUCGGCUACUCCUGAAGAAACAGUUUGUUACGCCUGAAGAGGUACUCGCUCGCCCGAAGAAGCGAGCACACAACUGAGUGUGGGGCUACGUUCUUUCUUACACAGGAUACGCGAAGGUGGCGAAAGCCAAGGCACCCCCAGCCACAUUAGCCAAUAUUGUGGAGUGGAUGUGUAUCCGAGGAAAAAAACGGCUUCUGGGUAAGAAUCGCGUGAAAAAAUUUCCUGCGUGACAAAAUGAAACUACAAGAAUACCAAGAACUUGUCAUGCAUAGCUACUGCGUGAAGCCAAGCCCCUCAUAGAGAGACUGAAUAUAUGGUUGUCCGACACCGGCGGCUUCGAGUUCGACAGACUCCCACGAGCACUGGUUUUUUUUUUUGGAUAAUGUGCUGCGCCCCGACGGGGUAUUACAAAUGAGUAUGGCUGAGGUUGAAGUUCUUUGUGGUUUAGUAAGACAGCGCUAGAACAGCCGGCGGCUUCGGAGGUUUUCGAGCGUUUUUGAAAAGCGAAGCGCUCUUGGUUAACUGGGUUUGUGGCAAACGAUUCGCGCGGAGGCUCCUUGGUUCGCGGGAAGAGAAUACGAUGCAGGGGUGCCAUCUAAAGUGGCGCCCUUCGGAGGUGCUGGCGCUUACCGGGUUAUACAUAAAGUGCUAUGAUAGAGGAAAGAGUAAAAGAUCAGAGAUCCUUCAGAAGAAAACUCUACAGAGGACGUGCAGAAGGUUGAAAAAAACAGGCGUAGCAAAUCAUUGAAUUUGGUCUCAGACAAAGCGCAGUGCUGUGUUUGUGUGUCUGGGUGUUGCCGCGCCUCGUGUGUCUCACCG
This is a messenger RNA of Amoebophrya sp. A120, 11356 nucleotides long. The record is from the annotation of a GenBank genome assembly. Lineage: Eukaryota; Dinophyceae; Syndiniales; Amoebophryaceae.